AUGAAUGUCGUGGAUGAGAAGGAACGUUUCAUCGACAACUUGAAGGGAGACAAUGAAAAGUUACUGCAGGAGCUAGAAGAUAUUAAGAGCCGGGCAACUGCAGGAGUUGACGAAAAGCUGCGCGAAAAUGAUGAGCUACGCAAGAAUCUGGAGCAGGUGCUCAGCGAACUAAACAACCUGAAGGACGCGACGGCUCCAAAGGCAGAGUAUGAAGAGCUAAAGGGGAAACUAGUGCAACUUGAAGAGGCCAGCGUUGGAUCACCUUCAGCUGAACAAUUCGCUAACCUGCAAUCGGAACUCGAAAACAUUCGUAAAAAAGCAGAAGAGGAGCAAGGGGUCAUUGAGAAUCUGGAGAAGCAGAAGAAUGACUUGGAAUGGAGCCUUGGCGAGCAUCGCCAGUGGCUUCAGGAUACCAAAAACUGGUAA
Molecule: messenger RNA, 426 nt
Organism: Gongylonema pulchrum
Lineage: Eukaryota; Metazoa; Nematoda; Chromadorea; Rhabditida; Gongylonematidae
Source: the annotation of a GenBank genome assembly